CCCAUUGUCAGUAUGCUCUAUUGUUGUUACUGUAAACAGGAAUAAAUAGUUCUUGGUUAUUUUUUACCCCAGUAAAGUUGUUGAUGCAACAAGUAACUAUUUGCACCAAAAAGAAUACUGAAGGUAAGGCAAUCGAAUCCAUAAAGCACAGAAGGGAGUCUUUCUAGUAAGAUAUAUUGAAAAGACCUGCACUGCCACGGAUAAAAGUUACGCAUUAUGAUUUCAGUGUGCUGGAAUUCAGAAUACAGACGUAUUGAGAGAUCUGACUCAAUCAUACAGCUCAGAAAAUGUGCAAGAGAAGUCGCUGAUUUCAGUGAUGACGAAAGCAGACCUUUAAUCUCUUGGAAGGACCAUCCAAUACAGAAUUCUGAAAAUGAAGAAGAGGAACAGAAUUCCAGAAGAAAACCUAAGAAGACGAAUCUUCAAGAAACCCAUGAAAGUCUGGACUAUUUGCCUUCUCACAGCGAAACAUACAAAACAUAUCUCAAAGAAAAGCCUCACAGCUCAGACUGGGAUCGCUGGUUCAUGAUGGGUCUCAUUGGAGGUGUGGUGGGUGCAAUGGGAUUUCUAAUGCAUCAAAUAAUUGAUACACUUUUUGAACUGAAGUGGGAGCUUGUAGAAAAGUAUAUUCAGCACAGUGACUUUCUGACCACCUGGUUGUUUAUCUUGGGGAUUGGAUUUGGCAUGGUAAUGGUUUCAUCUGGACUUGUGGUGUUUUUUUGUCCUUCAGGCUCUUCAAGUGGUCUUCCUGAAGUGAUUGGGUAUCUAAAUGGAGCAUCACUCAGACAUAUUUUCAAUAUAAGAACUUUUUUUGGAACUUUCUUUUCUUGCGCCCUAGCAGUGGCUGCAGGUCUCUUUUGUGGCCCAGAAGGACCCAUGAUCCAUGUGGGGGCAGUGGUUGGUUGUGGUUUGAGCCAGUUUAAGUCAGAUACACUACGCAUAAACCUUCCUUGCUUUACAAGAUUUCGUAACUCAGCUGAUAAGAGACAAUUUAUUACCGCUGGGGCAGCUGCAGGAAUUGCUUCUGUGUUCCGGGCUCCCGUUGGCGGACUCCUGUUUGCCUUGGAGGAGGUAGCCUCAUUUUGGGAUAUAAAGCUGGCAUGGCAAACAUUCUUCUGCUGUUUGAUAGCUUCUUUCACCACCGAGGUGCUCUCAUCUUCAUUUGGUGGCUUUGAAUAUGAAGGUUACUUUGGGUUUCUCAAAGCUGAACAAAGAAUCACAUUUUGGGUGAAAAACUUGCUGGAUAUGAGUGUCUUAGCUUUCAUUCCCACCAUUAUCCUUGGAGUUAUUGGAGGACUGUUAGGUGCUCUGUUCGUAUUUUUAAAUGUGCGCAUCAAUAAAGUACGUAUAAAGCUAUUCAGUGCUGUAAAGAGGAAGUGGCUAAGGCAAAUUAGCAAACUCCUGGAAACUUUGUUGUUACUGGUAGUAACUAUGACAGUUACCGUGUUUGUCCCAUACUUCUUCCCUUGUACUGAAGACCCAGUAACGUAUCAAUUCUUAAAUUCAUCUGAAGACUCACUUGGUGAUCACCUUCCAUGGGACGUGUCUGAAUAUAACUGCCCACCUGCCACAACGUGGAUUGGACCUGAUGGAAUUUUAAAUUCAAACUACACUAUUAACCAAGCUGCUGCGUUGUUGGUGAAAAAUGGGAAGCAAGGAAUCCCACUCUUGUUCCAGCGUGGAAAUCAUGAAAAAUUUGGAUUUCCUGCUCUCUUUACCGCACUUGUUCUCUAUUUUUGCAUUUCCUGCUGGACGGCUGGAACAGCUGCUGCAACUGGUCUGGUUGUCCCCAUGCUAUACACUGGAGCCUUGUUUGGCAGGACUGUUGGUCUAAUUAUGGUGUAUAUAUUUGGGGUUCAAAAUGAUGAGCAUUGGACAUGGAUUGACCCUGGGCUUUUUGCAACUAUUGGAGCAGCUGCUUAUUUUGCUGGUGUAUCCCGACUAACGAUUUCCCUUACCAUUAUUAUGGUGGAGCUAACAAAUGAUGUGCAGUCCAUUAUGCUGAUAAUGGUGGCAGUGAUGGUUGGCAAAACAGUCGGAGAUUACUUCAAUCACUCCCUUUUCAGUUCUCUGUUGCACCUCAAGUGUAUUCCACAUUUAGAAGCAGAGCCAAACGUGGUCCAUGGGAAGAAGAAGGUAAACCUGGAAUUGUUCGCUGCCAAAGAUGUCAUGAAGAAAUGUAAAGCUAUCCACCUAAAGGAAAAUGUGUUCUCGUUGGCCAGUAUCCUUAAUGAUACCACGUACAAUGGAUUCCCAGUGGUUUACAGUCCAGGACCAGGUCAGGAAGAAGUCUUUCUUGGAACAAUUACAAGGUUGGAGCUGUGCAUGUUACUGUCUAACAGGCAGAUAUUCCAAACACCUGAAACAAGUAACAUUGACACUUGUGUUCUAAAAUAUCAGGAGGUAACUGUGGAGAAGGUCCCUGAUGAAGGUCAGAUGAAAUCACUGCUAACAAAAUAUUCCGCAGACCCUCAGUAUCAGCAGCUCUUCAUCAAUCUGGAACCUUACAUAAACAAGUCAGCUGUGGCUGUCCAAAGCCAUUUUUCACUUCAUCGAACAUAUGUUCUGUUUCGGACUCUGGGACUUCGCCAUCUCACUGUGGUUGAUCUUCAGAAUCGGGCCGUUGGAAUGAUCACCAGAAAGGACCUCAUAUCAUUUCAGCUGGAGAAGAUGCUGAUUAAAUUGGACUCUGGGAAACUGGAUUCCGAUGAAGAACUCUUAAAGUAGAACCUAAUGAGUGGCGUUGUAGGACCACAGUGAAAGGAUUUAACAAUAAA
Messenger RNA from Pelobates fuscus (common spadefoot toad), 2777 nucleotides. RefSeq names its product chloride channel protein C-like. Gene Ontology annotation, biological process: transmembrane transport; chloride transport. Gene Ontology annotation, cellular component: membrane; intracellular membrane-bounded organelle. The record is from RefSeq and is a predicted model, not a curated record. NCBI's taxonomy places the organism in Eukaryota, Metazoa, Chordata, Amphibia, Anura, Pelobatidae. Gene Ontology annotation, molecular function: voltage-gated chloride channel activity. The transcript is spliced from 19 exons. The coding region runs from base 217 to 2727 and encodes 836 amino acids.